AUGCAAGACAAUUCUUCGAACGAUGAUGAAACUAAGGAUUCUCCGUUGAGUCCUAAAUUAGGUGGAAAAAAACUGAAACUAAACGACGGCAGUUCACAAGACAGUAACAACGAAACUGCAUCUGGGAGUAAAAUUGUAAAUGAAGAAAACGUGGACAGCGGGGUAUCGGCUGAUAAGUCUGAAAGUACGAGCAGUGACGCUGCUGCUGCAGAGGUGCCCUUGAAUGAGGUCGUAACAAUUGCUCCGUCGAGCAGCAAUGUCCGCGCUAUACUCCUCAACAUCAGACAUCCGCGGCGCGCCAGGAACUAUAGGAAACGUAAGACUCCAGACAGGGAGUCCGGCAGCGAUUCCUCCAGAGAUUCAGAUGACCUCUCCACCGAGGAAGCUGAAAACAUUCCAUUAUCAUUGGAUACAACAGACGGGGAUGCUGCAACGGAUUUUUCCAAUGGAUCAUCUAGUGAGAGUGGUCUGGACACAUCGUCAAACAGCAGCUACCACAGCGAUGACCAGUUGAACAUGGUGGACACAGACAGCGAUGACCCGCUGUGGUCGAGGAAUGAAGAGGAAGGGGAAGAGUUGACGGGGAAACCGCCUCCUGUACUGUUAAAGACACGACCCAAACACACAUAUAUAAUAUUAAGAGAAAUAAUCAAUAGAGAAAUGGGGCUGACAUUUCCAUGCGGCAAAACAACACAGAAUGAUGUGAUAUUUGAACAGAACUUCUACGGAUCACUACACGCUGUAUAUAGAUUAGAGAAACUACAUAACCUGUUGAAACAUAAAGGCUGUGUCAAUUCUAUUAAUUUUCAUCCAGAAGGGCGUCUCCUCGCCUCUGGUUCUGAUGAUAUGAAUGUCGUUAUAUGGGAUUGGGCCAAAAAAACUCCUGUACAAACAGUGAAGACCGGCCACAAGUCUAAUGUGUUUCAGAGUAAAUUUUUAUAUCUGAAUGCUCAGAGUCAACUCAAUAUUGCAACAUGUGCUAGAGAUGGUCAGGUCCGGCUAGUGCAGGUCGGCGGCGGAGGUUCGUGUCGGCGUCGCCUGGCCGCGCACGCCCGCCCCGCCCACAAGCUGGCCGUGUGGCCCUCCGACCCGCACCUGGUGCUGUCCGCGGGAGAGGACGGCCUGGUGCUGUGUGCUGACGUCAGAGAUGACCAUCCCACCAAAAUGAUCCAUGCGAAGACAGCAGCGGGUGGUUCAGUGUCUCUGUACAGUGUGGCGGUGCAUCCUCGCUGGCGGCAUGAGGUACUAGUGGCAGGUCGGGACAAGUUCCUCCGGGUGUAUGACGCGCGACGACCUCAGCAGCCAUUGGCGCUCUACUGGCCGGGACACUUCAGAGAUGAGAACACUCACGAGGGUAAAUGGUCUCAACGCAAGAGGUUCUCCAUGCACCUGACCUGCGCCGUCUACAAUCACGACGGCACCGAAAUACUCGGCUCAUACAACGAUGAGGACAUCUAUUUGUUUAACGCCAAAAACGAUAUCUAUGAAGGCCCAGAUGAUACAAAGGACGGGUACACUCACAGGUACAGCGGACAUCGGAACAGUGUCACUUAUAAGGUACACUGUUACUUCUCACUUUACAUUUAUAAGAUAUACCUACACAUAAGUGUCGCUUUCUUUGGUCCAAAGAGUGAAUACAUUGUAUCAGGAUCUGAUUGUUCCAACAUAUAUAUUUGGGAGAAGAACUCUGAAGCUAUAGUGCAAUGGAUGAAGGGAGACUCGCAUGGGGCUGUGAACUGUAUUGAAACUCACCCUCGGUUCCCGGUCAUGGCCACCAGCGGCCUGGACAUAGAUGUUAAGAUAUGGAUACCCAAGAGAGACUCGGAUCCAACAUAUGAAGGAAUAGAAAAAGUGGUGAGGAAGAACAGCGUGACGCCACACAGCCGUCUGUUCAACGAUUUUUUACCUACACUCUUUAGCGCGUGGCGCCACGAGAACAGAAUGUACACCGAAAAUGACGUUAUCCCUAAUUACGGCUCUAACAUCGAGUUCGACGGGAACGUCUGUACGCCCUUCUAG
Molecule: messenger RNA, 2019 nt
Organism: Danaus chrysippus (African queen)
Lineage: Eukaryota; Metazoa; Arthropoda; Insecta; Lepidoptera; Nymphalidae
Source: the annotation of a GenBank genome assembly